Molecule: messenger RNA, 9160 nt
Organism: Pantherophis guttatus
Lineage: Eukaryota; Metazoa; Chordata; Lepidosauria; Squamata; Colubridae
Source: RefSeq, a predicted model, not a curated record
GGAAUUUCCCCAGGAGCCUCUUUGGGGGGCGGCGUGUUUCCCCAAGGAAAGGGAGCUGAGCCUCUCCCGUUGCCAGCCGCAUGCCAGGCUUCCCCCGGAGGGAGCCCCAAAGCCCGGUGCUGAGCAGUAACAGCCCCGAGGCAGCGAAUGAAUGAUUAACUGCCCUUGUGUGCCGGCAGGGCUGGAGCUCCUAACAGGCAACUGGGUGGCUGCCCUGGGCUGGGAGGCUCUGGGGAAGAACCAGGGUUAGCUUUGGGGGGUGGGAGAGGAGGGGGCUGUGUCAGGGUCCCUUUCGCCACCGCACAAAAAUGCCUCAUCUGUCGGGUGCCUCUCCUGAGCCCCCAGCUGCCCCCAACCCUCCUGGGAAGGGCUCCAUCUUUCCAGAGGAAAUCCUGCUGGGGCUGGUGGGGGGGGGGGCAAGAACUGGGGAACAGCACCCUGGGAGUCCAUGAAGCCUGCUUCCCCUCCGUGCUCUCUUUCCGUGCCUGUGCCAACCUCCUGAGGCUGCUCUGCGCAGAUGGCUGGCAUCCACCGAUGCCUACACUCUGCACUGGCAUGUUUAUGGUCGCUCCUCUGCAACGCCUGAGCCACAAUGCAGCCAUCGUGUUCCGGUGUGGGGAUCUUUGCCUCACUUGGGCGCUCUUUACCCUAGUCAAGAGGUAUGGCCCAAAGGCUUUUCCAGGCACCCAGCCCCAGAGGGCUGACCAGUCUGGAGUGUGGGCCUUUGGGGGAGCCGGGACUCACUCACUGCCCCCCCCCUGCCCCAGGGCAAAAAAUGCUCCCGCUAGGUCUGAUUCCAGACCAGGGAAGAGUGACCCUUUAUUCCGUCUGGCAAAAUCGUGAGCAGGAACAAGGAUUGCUUUGUGUAAUAAUUAGCAGCCGGCCGGCAAACUCCCUUCUCCCUACGGGACUCGAGGCUGCCUCUCUCAGCUUCUUUCCGGAGAGCUGGCUUGCUGCUGCUUAUCCCUCCAAGCAUCCAAGCUCAGUGGGGCCUGCCCCACCCGGCUCCCUGCAGGAUCCUUCUCCUCCUGCUGGAGCUCCUAGGUGGCCAGGAGCACAGGAGGGACUGGUCUCCCACACUUGCUUGGUCUUUGUGCGUUAGAGGCUGGGCUCUGACGCACAGAGAAGGAGCACCGGGGCUGGGUUGAAGGCACCAGUUGUGGAAAAAGCCAGGCUAGCCUGUGUGCUGGGAGCUCCUGCAGUCUCCGUUGGAUUAAAGGGCCACAUUGGGGUUCCAGUUUCUGUGUGGAGGGCAAGAAAACUUUUCUCUGUGCAGAAAAGCUAAAAGUUAUUUUGGACUCCUGGAGAACUAGAGUUGUGCGGGAGAAACGUCAGGCCACAGCUCUCUGCUGGAAAAUUGUAACCGCCUGGCUUCAGGGUGGGAAAUGAAGCUCCCAGUCUUCCCAGGAGGAACAAAGAGAAGCCCACCUGGGACUCUCAUCAGCACAGCCCACAAGCUGCUCUCCACGCUUUGCUUUUGGAAGAACAAACCCAGCUUCCUACCAGGUCUCCAGUCAGUGGGAGCAAUGUCCUGCUUCUCAGAUUUGAGAGGAUGGUGGGUGUCUAGACCAGGGGUGGGUUCUACUUAUCUUUAUUACCAGUUUGCAUUGCGCCCACGCGCUCUUCUGCACACGUGCAGAUGCUUCUGCGCAUGCGCAGAUCAACUUUGAUGAUGUCUGGGUCAGUGGGCGGAGCCUCCCGCCAGUUUUACUACCGGUUCUUGCAAACCAGUCUGAACCGGGGGCAACCCACCACUGGUCUAGAUCCUCUUGAAACCAGGGCCUUCCCUGCUAGAAGGGCAGCUCCAGAACUCCCCCUCCAUCUGAUUAAGCAGGCGGGCAGUCUCGGCUGCACCCAAGGCAAAUGGCUGCAACGUGGAACCUCUUGAAGGGUCCCUUCCCAUGGCCCAUCUCUGAGGCUGUCCAGCCACUGUGCCUGAAGCUGGCACAAGAUCUCUGUGAGGAGCUGGACCAGGUUUUUCCUCUUGGAGGAGGUUAACUCUGCCUCCUCCUGGCUGCUUCCCCUCCUCUCGGCCACUGGGUGUGGCUCUUUCCCUGCCAUGUCUCCAGGCCUUGUGGGCUCUCCGUUUCCUGUGCCCAGCACAACUGGCUCUUGUUCAGCCAGACCACGGGGAGCCCCUGCCCUUUCUCUGCAGACCGUGUGACCGGCAGGGAAGGGCUGCCCAUCCCACUCUCUUUCUCGGCUUGGGCCUCAGCCCUGGUUUUGUCUCUGGGCAAGGGCGCAGGCUGACACCUGCAGCAGCAUUGACUCUACAGCCACUCUUUGUGGGGGCUGAUCCUGUAGGAGUCCUUGAGGGGAUCCUCCGGCUGCUGCCUCCAUGGUGGAUCUCCUUUGGUGGAGGAUGGGGGGAAGGCGGCCCUCUCGCAGAAGAUGCGCUCCGGUGAUGAGCUGGUGAACAUCAACGGCACCCCACUCUAUGGCUCUCGGCAGGAAGCCCUCAUCCUGAUCAAGGGCUCCUACCGCACGCUCAAGAUGAUCAUCCGGAGGAGGAACGUGCCAAUCAUCAGGCCUCACUCAUGGCAUCUAGCCAAGCUCUCCGAAGUCCGGACUGAGGGCACCGCCAUGACCUUUACUGCUGACCCCCUGAAUCUCUCCUGGCACUUGGGCUGCGAGACGAGUGACCUGCCUUUGCCGUGGAACCCUCUCUCUCCCCACUGCACCACAGAAAAGAACAGCUCCCUCGGGAGCAUGGAAAGUCUGGACCCGGCCAGCCAGACCUAUUAUGAGGGCAGCCUGUCCCCCAUUGACCAGGCCAUGUACCAAAGCAAGCGGGACUCUGCCUACAGCUCCUUCUCAGCCAGCUCGAGCACCUCCGAUUCUGCGCUGCGACCUGAAGAGGCCGGCUCCGUGGACGGCACCCAGCCCGGCCAGCUGCCAGAGCCUCGCUAUCUGCAGACGGGAGGAGAGCCUGCAGGCCUGCCGUGCCCAGGUUCUGGUGUCCGGUUACCCUCCAGCGUUCAGUCGGGCUCUCUUCCCAGCCCUGCCAAAGCAGCCACCGCCCCUCCCUACCCACCUGUGAGACAAGACAGUCUGCGUGCGUGUAACUCCCUGCUGGAAGACCCAAGACCCUCGAUCCACGCAGGUUGUUUGUGUCCCGAGAAUCGGUGGAGCUCGGACAUCUCCCUCUGCACACCUGGCCGAGAUCCCCAUGGGCCUGGGGGACAGUUGGCCACCACAGGCCCCCUGAAGGACUCUCCAUUCACUGACCAGUACUACCUGCUGAGCUCACACACAGAGUCACACUCUGAGAUGAAGAAGAGCCCACAAACCUCCCCCUCGCCUUUGGCUGAGAGCCCCAGAGACUCCCCUGAAGAGAAGGGACACGAGGUGGAGCCAAAUAACUGUGCAGAGCCCCCUUCUUCCUGGAAGGCUGACUGGGCUGGGCCCUUUGGCCAUCGCCACAGCGUCCCAGAACACCUGCUGGUGGCCCAGUUGCAGGCCUUGGAGGUCUCCCGUGGCCAGGAGGGUCCUCGCUGGACAGUGUCCCCGCUGCACAAGGAGCAGAAGGACCUGCAGGCUCCAGAGCCACGUCUAAAUCUGGACCAAUGCAGCCAGAAGCCCUGUGAGCCGGCAGAAGAGCUGGAUUCCCCCCCAACCACAGAAGACGGGUCCCCUUCUCCACGGGACGCUUGCAUGGCACUGGGCAAGCCCCAGAGCAUCCUCCUGACUGAUUCCCCACCACUGCCAGCGUUUGGCAAUGCCAGCACACCCCGGCCAGGCUUCCAGGCAGCCCCCCGCAUGGAUCAUUUGCCAGACACUGAAAGGGGCCUCCCAGCUACCCAGAAGACCCAGCAUCGCUCUGCACAGAUCCGUCGGCGCAGUGAUCGCUUUGCCACAAACCUGCGGAAUGAGAUCCAGUGGCGGAAAGCCCAGCUGCAGAAGGCCAAAGGUCCCGUGGGGCUAGCGUGCGAAGAGGAACCUGCCCCACAGGCAGAGGAGUCCCCCGCCCACACCGCAGCUCCUGCCCUGCCUCCUCCCUUAGGGGAGGGCAGACCCCCUGGCUCCUCUGGACUGCUGGCUGUGUCCCCUAAGCGGUGGGGCUCUGAGCUGAGCGUGUUUGGGGAGGAGAGAGCCCCAAGCAGCCCCCAGACGACGCCUGGGGACCUGGUGCCCAAGGAGAAGCCUCUGCCACCAGCCCAUGUGGGAGGAUGGGGAGGCGGCCGCUGGCGCUGGUCCCCGGAGCACAAGCUCCAGCCUCAGGAGUCAGAGCCAGGGCUGUCCUCACAGCUGCCUUUGGAGGAACCCGGCCUUUUGCCUUUUGCCGACCGACGGAAGUUCUUUGAGGAGACGAGCCGCCUGCUGCCCGCCAGGCCCUAUGGCUCUCUUCAGGGCAGGCCUGACAGCACACGGAUCCCCGAGGCAGAGAAGCCCGGAAGCACUGAGCACAGGGACUUCCGGCGUCACUCCCUUGACCAGUCCUACCGAUGCCCACCUUCGCCUCCCGUCUACCAGGAUUUCCAGCCAGAGAUUGUGAGGUUUUGCAAGUCCCUGGCUCAACCCGGAGUGGACACUGAGCAUUGGUGGGCUCUUCCUUGCUCGUGCGUGAUCCGAGAGGCCUGCGCCUACAGCUUUCAAGAUGAGUGCGCCAUGCUGCACUCAAGGAGCAUGCCAGUGCCACCCAGCCAUCGUGCCCACCAUUGUCACCCCUGUUCCUGGAGCUGCUGCAGUGAGUGCUAUUGCCCAGGUCAGCAGAAACUUGUGGAGGAUGGAGGUCCCUGGCAAGCAAGGAAGCCUUUUCAGGUGGAAUUCCCCCCGGAUGAAUGGGAGCCCCCAGCUGUGAACAGAGCAAGCAGCCACGCUGUGAGUCAGCUCCUGCAGCACCAGGUGGCCUUCACCAGGGUCAGCCCCUUCUGGACCUGCUUUGAGCGCACCGAACCAACUGGGCCCCCUUUCUGCCGAGCCCCAUCCACACACAACUUCUCCUGGGAUUGCAAGCAGCCAAAGUGGGUCACGGAGAAGGGGGGCUCGGAAGGGGGGCUCAGCGAGCCCCACAAACCCCCCUUGCGUGAAAGGGCCUAUUCGGAGAGCCACCUCUGCACCGAAUCUGCCGGUGUCUCUGCAAGGGAAUGGCAAGAAGCCCCAUUGGCCAAGGUGCAGGAAACGGCACCAAAGUCACCACCAUGCCAAGCCAGAAGAAGGGGGCCCCCACCUCCACGCCCUCCCCCACCCAACUGGGAGAAAUACCGCCCAGCCACAUCACACCAACAGCUUCUCCCUGCCCAGGCCAGCCUGCCCGUUCAUGUGCAGGACUCCUGGGCCCCGGACCAGCCUGGUUUCGAAGUGGCCAGGGAGCGUUCUCAGAGCCUCCCUGCGGAGCAGCUGUGGCACAAUAGGCCACAACUGCAGUGCCUGCGGCUGCCUGGUACAAGACCCGAUGGUGCCCCUUCCCUCCCAGGGCAAGACAGCCCCCACUACUACUGCCACAGGUCACCACCCCGGACCUGGGAGUGGCUGAUGGCUGAGGCAAGUGACCGGAGCGCCCCAUCCAGGGCGGCCAGUUCCUCGGAGGGGGCAGCUGCCAAGGAGCCUUCCCGGGUUGAGGAGCAGGAGAUGCCAACCGGCAGCCCCUCAGAGCCGCCCCUUACCUGGCAUCCCCAACAGGGUGUGCCUGUGUCCCAAGAUGCUGCAAGAGAGAGUCACAAAUCAGGGCCACCACCCUUGCGCCUGAAUUCGGAGGAGCUGAUGAGAGACGUGGCAGGCAAGGACCGCUCUCUGGCUGGAGUGCUGAGCUCUGGUUUUGGACUCCGGUCAGCAGCUGAGGUGAUGGGUGACCUCUUUGCUGAAAGUAGCUGCCCUCUCUGGCCAAGGCAGGGCUGGUCACUGCUUGGGAGUGGUCCCAGCUGCCCUGAAAGGCAGCAGAAGUCUCCCCAGUCCGCCACUGGAGGGAGAGCGGCCCCCUCCUCCUUGGCUUACCUCAACCUGUUGGCGGGCAAGGCUGAGCUGCUGAACCAAAUAAAGGACCGCUCUGAGUUGGCUGCAGCCUCUUCAGAAGAGGAGCCGGACCAUGACCUGGCUCAGAAGAAGGUGCAGCUGAUCGAGAGCAUUGGGCGGAAGCUGGAAGUGCUGCAGGAGGCCCAGCAGAGCCUGCAGGAUGACCUCAGUGCCAAUGUGGCCCUUGGCAGAGAGGUGGAGAAUUACAUCAAGGGAGCCUGCAAGCCCCAUGAAUUGGAGAAGUUCCGCCUCGUCAUAGGCGACCUGGACAAGGUGGUCAACCUGCUGCUCUCGCUGUCUGGGAGGCUGGCCCGAGUGGAGAACGCCCUCAGUGGACUGAAUGUGGAGGAGGAGGAGGAGGAGGAGGAGGAGGAGAAGAUGGCCCUCCUGGAGAAGAAGCGGCAGCUGACAGCGCAGCUGGAGGAUGCCAAGGAGCUGCAGGAGCAUGUGGGUCAGCGGGAGCAGCUCGUCUUUGCCACCGUCUCGCGCUGCCUGCCCCCUGAGCAACUGCAAGACUAUCAGCACUUUGUGCGCAUGAAGUCCGCCCUGGCAAUCCAGCAACGGCAGCUGGACGAUAAGAUCAAGCUGGGUGAGGAGCAGCUGCGUUGUCUCUGGGAGAGCCUGCCUCGGAGGCCCAGGAAGCCCUAGAGGAACCUGGAUCCCACCGGCUGGGGUGAGGGCUGGCUGCAAACUGCAGGGCCUCUGCAGCCUUCUGUCCUCUACAAAGAGAUGAUGCCUUUUGCCAAAGAGCUGUGUCUGCUCCUGCCCUCUCUGGCCAAGGAAGAAGCGGCCACCCGCGUGCCUUUUGCCACAAAGAUGGCCCCUCCUGCAGUUAGGAUCCAGAAAAGAUGGCUGCGGGACUCCUGAGUCACUGGAAUGAAGCGGCAGUGGGGGUCCUCGCAGCCUCUCCACAAACUACCCAGCUGGCCAGACGAGGUGACCCCGUCCCUUCCAGGGGCCACGCAGCCUUGCAUGGACAAAGUCUCCCUCUCACAAUACUUUCUGACCCGUUGCUCACCUUAAGUGCCUACAAGCCUCAAAGAUCCCUUUUCUGCCGCUCCAUGUUAUUUAUUUUCCGCUGUUGCUAUGUUAGAGUUUGCUUCCAAGUGAAAUGUGGAUCUGGAUCUGGGUCGGGCGAGGGCCUGGUGGCCAAGAGCAUUGGCACGGGCUGUUUCGGAGCCCAUGCCCACAGCGGCUUUCCCGGAGAGUCCUGCCUUGGCCCAAGGAGCCCUGCCAGUGGCAUCGCAUCUUUGUUGCGUCCUGCCCAUGUCCCCAACUAAGCCCUGGGGCUGCUGCUUCAGUCUUCCCGUGGGAGGGAUCAGGCUGAGAGCAGCAGCAGCAGCAGCCAACUUCACGGGUCUCACCUUGCCCUUCUCCUGCGGCUAGGCCUGCGUGGGCUCAGGUGGCAGCUGUCCAGCAGCAAAACUGGGCCAGAGGGAUGCCCCCUGCAGCACCAGGGUCAGGUGAGGAUCAGGCCUGGAAAAGCCCGGCUGUGCAGUGGGGUGUGGUCAGACCCCUAAGCCAGCAAUGGUGGAGGGACAGCAGGCAUAUACCCAAGCCUGCCUUUCUCGUGAGUUAUGGGCUGGCUGCCUUAAUUGAUCGACGGGAUCAACGGCCAAUCCAGCCCCAGUUACCAGCUCUUUCCCUCGGCCUUGGCCAGACAACCCUGACCUGGGAGAGGGUCUCCCUUCCACCUUCCUGGCAUGGCCUAAAGCUGAAAUUCCCUGGCAAGAACACUUGGGGGGGGUGGAGGGUGAACCGGGACUGGAUAGCAAGGGCUUCUCUUCCUACCUCUCCUGUAUUUGCGGCAGAGGAAUGUCUUGGGAUCCUGCCAUGGCUAUUGUGACUCUAACAUCCUCUUCCUCUCCAUUGUCCUUGGCCCAGUGCAGGAAGCCAAGUUUGCCUGGCUUAACCUCUUCAGCGCUGGGCUGCCUGGAACUCACAGCUGCCCGUUCUUGCUUCGAGGAAGGGGAAUAAGACCCCGGCCGGGCUGCCUUAGCAUUCUGGGCCUCGAGAGGAGUGAAAAUCCCACUGCCUGGGCUCCCAACAAGCAGGGAAGGAGGAUGGCUUGUCCCUCUUUAACCCUCCAACAGGGAGACUCAGUUUUUCCAGGCCAGCUUCUCAACGUGCUGCCCUCUAGAACUGGGACUGCAGCUCCUGAACACUCCAGGUCAUCAGAAGGUGGCCAAGCUAAAGCCAGUGACCCAGGCCACUUGGGCUUUGACUGCUUCCCGCCUUAGGCUCCUAAGGAGGGGCUCGCCAUCCUUCUUCUGAAGGGCUGAGCCGGCCUUUAUUCUUUUGGAAAAUCUGGGCUUUGAGGGACUUGAACGCCUGCCUGUUGGUACCUUCUGGAAAAGUAGUUGGAUACGACAGCCCAUAAUCACUAACGGGCCCCUUGGUAGUUGCUCUUGGUUUCUGCUUUAACCUCUGCUGCUCCUGUAACGGCCCUGGGAGUGGGUGCGCGUCCACCAUUUUGGAAGUUGGAGUGGGGAGGCAGCAGCCAAAGUUACAGGUCAGCCUCUUUCUGCUUUUCCCAGGCAGAACUUGGAAAUUCGCCCUGUCUUCUUCUCCAAUCUGACCUCCUGCUGCCUGCUCCCCCCCCUCCUCUCGAGUAUUUCUGGCUUGCUCGAGACGGAAGCCUUUUGUGGGGAGUUGGCUGUAAAAGCGUGGUGCAUUUACGUGUGCUGAAGAGGGGUCAGGUUGCCCAGUGGCUCUCCAGGCCCAGUUUCUGGCUGUCCAACACAGGGCGCUGCAUCGAGUGGGAAGGAUCUCUGUGCAACUGGGGACCUUGGCGAUUACCAGCUUCCCCUUCCUCCUCCUCUUCCAUGUCUCCCACCUGCAGCUCCCUUUACUUAUUGGUAGGAACAGGGUUGUUCCCUGCCCAUUUCUGCCCCUCUCCCUGCCUGGCUCACUCUGAGCAGCUGCUCUCUACCCAAGCAGCCCCUCCUCAGCGCAGGUGGAACCCAAGUGCCAACUCUGGAGGCAUGUUGCUAUGUGAUUAAAUGCUUGAGUUGCUGGCUGUAAUUUUGUGCUUCCUACACACCAAAGAAUCUAUGGUUCCUGUCCAACAUUUCCACAGCAAGAUCUCUUCAGUUGUGUUUCCAAAGGCACCACCACCUCCAGCAGCUUGUGCCUUGGCUAUGGUUGCAAUUAUGGGAAUGGGGAAAAAAGCAGAAUUACGUGUUGCAUUAAAUUGGUGCUAAUUGGG